Molecule: messenger RNA, 1791 nt
Organism: Monoraphidium neglectum
Lineage: Eukaryota; Viridiplantae; Chlorophyta; Chlorophyceae; Sphaeropleales; Selenastraceae
Product: Serine/threonine protein phosphatase 7
Exons: 9
Coding region: 1-1791 (596 amino acids)
Cellular component (GO): cytosol; nucleus
Molecular function (GO): protein serine/threonine phosphatase activity
Source: RefSeq, a predicted model, not a curated record
AUGGUGAAGCCAGAGUUCGCGCCUGAUAAGAUCGCAUCCGAGACCCGGGCAGAGGCGAAGAUAGAGCCGGUGGAGGAUGGUGCGAUUACGCCGGAGUGGUGCAAGAAGCUGCAACAGGGGCUGCUCGCCGCCACAUGGGCAGGCGCCACCGCGUGCCGCUGCGUGCUGCCGGCAAGGCAGCUGAUGCAUGUCAUCAACCAGGCUGGGGACCUCUUCAAGGUCGAGCCAACACUCUUGGAGCUCAAGCCCCCAGAGCUCGGCGGCGGCCCCGUGACGGUAGUGGGCGAUACGCACGGCCAAUUCCAUGAUGUGUUGCGGCUGUUCGACACUGUCGGCCACCCAAGCUCGGAGCGCAUAUUCGUUUUCAAUGGCGAUCAGCCGCCGCGCCGCACGCACGCGGCAGGCGCGCCGCCCGCCGCCCGCGGGGAGCUGCGCCUGCCUGAGACCAGCAUCACCGCCACCCGCGGCCCAGGCGACUUUGUGGACCGCGGCGCGUGGGGCGUGGAGACGCUGGCGCUGCUGCUCGCGUGGAAGGUGGCGCUGCCGCGGCACGUGUACCUUCUGAGGGGCAACCACGAGAGCACAUACUGCACAAAGUACUACGGGUUCCAGGGCGAGCUGACAGCCAAAUAUGGGCCGCAGAGUGGAAAACGCGGGGAGGGCGCAGGCGCGGCGGCGGACGAGGAGGCAGGCCAGCAGGAGGCCGCCGCCGGCGAGCAGCAGCAGCAGCAGCGGCUAGAGGGCCAGCAUGAAAACGGCCACCACGAGCAGCAGGCUGGGACAAAGGAACAGCACCCGGAGGCCAACAGGGCGGAGUGCACGCACCACCACAACGGUGAUAUUUCAUUGAAAUCGGCAGCUGCGCCGGCGGGGCAGCAGGAUGACCCUGCGGAGGGUCGGCAGCAGCAGCAGCAGCAGCAGCAGCAGCAGCAGCAGCAGCAGCAGCACGAGGGUGCCGGGGGCCACCAUUUGCGAGCGAAGCGCGCAUCUUCCCUCAAGCCCAGCGCGGCGGCGGCAGCUGCUGCUGCGGCCGCGGCCGCGGCGGCGCACCCCGCCAAGCCGCAGGCGCAGGCCAAGAAGGAGCUGCAGGACCUCAUAAAGGCGACGCGCCGGCUGUUUGCGCUGCUGCCACUGGCGGCGCUGGUGGGGGACCGCACGCUGGUGCUGCACGGCGGCCUGUUCAGGGCGCCGCCGGCGGCGGGGCUCAGGGGCAAGAAGCGGCGCAGCGCGAAGAGCGGCCCCCUGCAGGUCGGGUCACUGGACGACCUGCGUGCGGCCAGCAAGGGCGGGCAGGACCCCAACGGCCUGGGCGCGUCGCUGGUGGCGUGCGACGUGCUGUGGUCGGACCCCGUGAUGCAGGAGGGGCUGCGGGAGAACGAGGCCCGGGGCGGCACGGGCUGCAUCUUUGGGCCGGACGUGACCGAGUCUUUCUUGUCGUCCCACGGCCUUAAGCUGAUCAUCCGCAGCCACGAGGGCCCUGACGCGCGGCUGAUGCACACUGAGCUCGGGCCAAUGGACCAGGGCUACACGGUCGACCACACGGUGGCAAGUGGCCGGCUGGUGACGGUUUUCUCAGCGCCCGACUACCCCCAAUUCCAGGCGGUGGGGCGGGACGAGGACCGCACCCGCAACAAGGCAGCGGUGGCCACGCUGGCGGGGCCGGCCUGGGACGACCCGGAGUUCGUGCAGUUUGAGGCUGCGCUGCCGCGGCCAGAGACCCCAUGUUUCGAUAUCAAGAACGUAGCAACAUCGCAGCUUCACGCCUGCAGCCGCGGUGUGAGGUCAUCCUGA